UUAUAAGGAAAAAAACUAGGAAAUAUAAAAAUAGUUCGAAUUCACCAUUGUUUAUUGAGAAAUGGAUAGGUUUUCAUGGUCAGACGGACAUCUUGCAACGCAUGAAGUAUUUGUGACUCAACAGAGUGGAGUAAAGUUAUAUGAUGGAGAGGAUAAGACCAAUUUCAACAAUGGUACAAUUGUCCUCAGUUCACAUAACUUGAUGUGGAGGGAUCAUGUAGAUCAGAAAUGUGUCAUAUCCUUGUCUCUAGCUCAGGUUGUCUUCUUAGAGGAAUCAAGCAGUGGAUUGGGAAGAAGUGCCAAGAUUAUUGUACACCUAAGUGCCCCACCCUCUACUAAGGUACCUGGUCCUGUAUCUUCCAGCCAGAACAAUUACAUCAGAUUGUCCUUUACUGAUGGGGGACAAGUGGAGUUUUUUCGUUGUUUCACUGAGGAGUUAGCCAGAAGACGUUGGGAGCAUACUCCAACCCUACAGCCACUGACUGCAGGCAGAGCACAAUCUGGUACACAGCCUAGGAGAGCAGGAAUUGUUGGUAUUGAAAGGAAAAUUCAACAAAAGCAUGAGACAACUGACAAAAACAUAUCUGUGGCAUUUGAGGACCUCAGUAAACUAAUGGUCAAGGCCAAAGAGAUGGUGUCACUCUCAAAGACAAUUGCAAACAAGAUCACAGACAAACAAGGUGCAAUAUCAGAAGAUGAGACCGUAAAGUUCAAGUCUUAUCUGCUCAGUAUGGGUAUCCCUGAUCCUGUCACGCGGGAAACCCAUGGCACAGGAGACGGCUACUAUCGGGAAUUGGCCAAACAACUGUCUCAUAAUCUCGAACAGCAACUGAAGGAUUGUGGGGGCAUGAUGACCCUCAGUGAUGUAUAUUGUCGCACUAAUAGAGCUAGAGGAAUGGAGUUGUUAUCCCCUGAAGAUUUGAUCAAUGCGUGCAAUCUUUUGGAAGAAUUAAAAUUGCCGAUUCGUUUCCGAGUAUUUGACAGUGGGGUUAUGGUGCUCCAUCUAUUGUCCCACAGUGAGGCAGAGGUCAUAAAUCAAACUACACAAUUUGUAGAAGAAAAUACAAAACUAACUGCGGAGGAGCUAGCUCAGUUGGUUGGUGUAUCAGUAGUUCUGGCUAAAGAAAGGCUGUUGUCUUCAGAGAAAGCAGGUAAACUGUGCAGAGAUGAAACAGUGGAGGCCUUGAGGUUUUAUCCAAACCUAUUUCUCACAAAAACAUGAACACAGUGAUCACAAGAAUACAAGACAGGAAGUGGUAAAAUUGGCAUCAGCUUGAGUAAAGACAAGCUGACUAAAAUCUGUGUCAGUUGUAUUUGCCUAUAGGUUGUAUGGGCCUUAAGUUGUGUGGUCCUUAAGGUUCUGUUGUCUUUAGGUUGUAUGGACCUUAACGUUAUGUGGUCCUGUCCUCAAGGUUGUAUGGAUGGAUAGACCCAAAGUUGUGUGGUCCUGAUGGAUCUACCUAAACGUUUCUUGUACAAAUGCCUGAACCCAGAAAUCUGGGAAUGCAGAAAAGGGUUACAUUCACUGUAUCAGCUAUACAUUGAUGGUAUAUAGAACAAUAUAAUAAUGAAUAAUGAAUAGCUAAGCAAUGGACUUUGUGGUGUGUAAUUAUAUGUAGGUGUGACUUUAAGGCAAUACACUUACUAUAUGUAGGCUUCCCUCCACCUCAUUACAUUUUGAAAA
Molecule: messenger RNA, 1684 nt
Organism: Owenia fusiformis
Lineage: Eukaryota; Metazoa; Annelida; Polychaeta; Sabellida; Oweniidae
Source: the annotation of a GenBank genome assembly